Drosophila innubila is the source of this 2235-nucleotide messenger RNA. RefSeq names its product glutamate dehydrogenase, mitochondrial (gene Gdh). Gene Ontology annotation, molecular function: L-glutamate dehydrogenase (NAD+) activity. Bases 128 to 1801 code for a protein of 557 amino acids. The record is from RefSeq and is a predicted model, not a curated record. The transcript has 6 exons. Lineage: Eukaryota; Metazoa; Arthropoda; Insecta; Diptera; Drosophilidae. Gene Ontology annotation, cellular component: mitochondrion. Gene Ontology annotation, biological process: L-glutamate catabolic process.
UUGUGCUCAGUUUGGAGCGGCGUCGACAAGUGAGCGGUUGUGUAUUAUACAGCAGCAGUUGAGGAGCAGCACCAAAUUUAGAAUUUGAAUAUUUUGUGUGGCGAUUGUGUGUGCGUAGUAUAGAAACAUGUAUCACCUGAAGAGUUUGGCCCGUCAGGGCGCCAUGCGUCAGCAGGAGUUGACUGCGUUGGCCAAAGCUUUGCCCACUGCUGUGCUCCAGACACGCAACUACCAAAUCCCCGACCGUCUAAAGGAUGUGGCCACCGCUAAGGAUCCACGUUUCUUUGACAUGGUCGAGUAUUUCUUCCAUCGUGGUUGCCAAAUUUCCGAAGAUCGUCUAGUCGAUGACAUGAAGGGCAAGUUGUCCCUGGACGAAAAGAAACAGAAGGUAAAGGGCAUUCUGCAACUUAUGCAACCCUGCGACCAUAUCAUCGAGAUUGCAUUCCCAUUGCGUCGUGAUGCUGGCAAUUAUGAAAUGAUUACCGGCUACCGUGCCCAGCACAGUACACACAGGAUCCCCACCAAAGGAGGCAUCCGUUUCUCGUUGGAUGUGUCUCGUGAUGAGGUGAAAGCCCUGUCCGCUCUGAUGACCUUCAAGUGCGCCUGCGUUGAUGUGCCCUUCGGCGGUGCCAAGGCCGGUCUGAAGAUCAACCCCAAGGAGUACUCCGAGCAUGAGCUGGAGAAGAUCACACGCCGUUUCACACUGGAGUUGGCCAAGAAGGGUUUCAUUGGCCCCGGCGUCGAUGUGCCUGCACCCGAUAUGGGCACUGGCGAGCGUGAAAUGUCCUGGAUUGCCGAUACCUAUGCCAAGACCAUCGGCCAUUUGGAUAUCAAUGCCCAUGCCUGUGUCACUGGCAAGCCCAUCAAUCAGGGCGGUAUCCACGGACGUGUGUCGGCCACAGGUCGCGGUGUCUUCCACGGUCUGGAGAACUUCAUCAAUGAGGCCAACUACAUGAGCAUGAUUGGUACCACUCCCGGCUGGGGCGGCAAGACCUUCAUCGUGCAGGGCUUUGGUAAUGUUGGUCUGCACACCACCCGCUAUCUGACCCGCGCCGGCGCCACUUGCAUCGGCAUCAUUGAGCACGAUGGCACACUCUACAACCCAGAGGGCAUUGACCCCAAACAGUUGGAGGAUUACAAGAACGAGCACGGCACCAUUGUCGGUUAUCCCAAUGCCAAGCCUUAUGAGGGCGAGAACCUUAUGUUCGAACAGUGCGACAUCUUCAUUCCCGCUGCCAUCGAGAAGGUCAUCAACAGUGAGAAUGCCCACAGGAUUCAAUGCAAAAUCAUCGCCGAGGCUGCCAACGGUCCAACCACGCCUGCCGCCGAUAAGAUUCUCAUUGAUCGCAACAUUCUGGUUAUUCCCGAUCUGUACAUCAAUGCUGGUGGUGUCACCGUCUCGUUCUUCGAGUGGCUCAAGAACCUCAACCAUGUCUCAUACGGUCGCCUGACCUUCAAAUAUGAGCGCGAGUCCAACUAUCAUCUGCUCGACUCAGUCCAACAGUCAAUUGAAAGAAUUAUUAACGACGAAUCCGUGCAAGAAUCCUUGGAGCGUCGUUUUGGACGUGUCGGAGGACGCAUUCCCGUCACCCCCUCGGAAUCGUUCCAGAAGCGCAUCUCUGGUGCCUCUGAGAAGGAUAUUGUGCACUCCGGUCUGGACUAUACCAUGGAGCGUUCGGCACGUGCCAUCAUGAAGACAGCCAUGAAAUACAACUUGGGUCUCGAUCUGAGAACCGCUGCCUAUGUCAACUCCAUUGAGAAGAUCUUCACCACAUACCGUGACGCCGGUUUGGCCUUCUAAGCACAGCAGCUAGAGCUGCUAAAACCUGAAAGCUGGAAACUUAACUAGUUUAUUAAUCAACCGAACUCAAAAGCAAAUAAACAUAUUGCAUCCGCGCACCUCCGUUUUUUUAGAGAGUCACAAACAGCAAAAAAAAAAAACGCAUUAAACAAUUAAUUUAUAUAAAGCCAAACAAAAUUUUGUUCAACUUUUAACUUCAAUUUUAAUGUUUUGUAUUAAGAUAAACAAAGUGAAAAGCGAGCUUGAAUUGUUUUCGUAAUAAUUAUUUGUUGAUUUUCUCUAAGUUUUAAGUUUACAAAAUGAAAAAAGAAGAUGAAAUGAGCGUAAAAGUGAAGCAAUUGCAUUUUAUCAAUUAUGUAUCGUAAUCCUACGAGACGCUCUGUUGCCGCAACUUUUAAAUUAAACAAAUAUCAAAUAUACACAUAAAACAUAAA